Molecule: messenger RNA, 1847 nt
Organism: Trichoderma asperellum CBS 433.97
Lineage: Eukaryota; Fungi; Ascomycota; Sordariomycetes; Hypocreales; Hypocreaceae
Source: RefSeq, a predicted model, not a curated record
CGCUCAUCCCCGCAGGUUGUCUGCUCCCUAAUAAGCAUAGUAGAACUAGAACCAAAUCUAUCCAUUAUGGACGACAGCAGGCUCAUUAUCGCUGUGGACUUUGGUACCACUUACUCUGGCAUUGCUUAUUGCUUUGCAAACCAACGAAACAGCUGUCCUAUUCCCAUCGAUAACUGGCCUGGCGCCACUGGCAUUGAUGUGCCAAAAACUCCCACUGUUAUUUGCUAUGACAAACAAAACCCUCGGAAUUUUGUCUGGGGUGGUAGUGUAGAGCCCCAGGCUGACAGCAUAUCUGAUUUUAAACUAUUGCUUGAUCCAUCGCAAAAAUGGCCAGAAUAUAUCCCCAUAAUUAACAUUACAAAAAAACUCGAAGAGCUGCCGAAAUCGCCUACUGAGAUCACUGCUGAUUUCAUAGGCGCUAUAUAUAACCAUGCAAUUGAGGAGAUAUCUAAAAAGUUUCCCAGAGAUUACGUUCAAUUAUGCCGCAAGGAAUAUAUAUUUUCUGUACCGGCUGUAUGGUCUGAUGCUGCUAAAUAUGCUACAUUAAAGGCCGCUCAGAUGGCGGGUCUUACCCCUGUUCAACUGAUCAAGGAGCCCGAAGCUGCGGCGUUAUGGAUAACUAAGAAGCUCAAUGUUGCUCUCAACUCUGGUGACAUCUUUGUUGUUUGCGAUGCCGGUGGUGGUACAGUUGAUUUAGUAUCUUAUGAAGUCGAGAAUACCAGUCCACAGCUACAAGUUAAAGAAGUGGUACCAGGCACAGGCGGUAUGGCCGGAUCUCUAAAUCUCAACAAGCGUUUUGAAUGUGCUGUCAAAGAGCUUGUUGGCGAAAAGCAGUGGAGCGCGCUGCACCCAAGCAAAGGCUUCCAGCGUGCAGCAUCGCAAUUUGAAAAGGAGAUCAAGAAGGGAUUUCAUGGGGGUUCCGAUGAUGACUGCUUUGAUGAUGAGUUCUACGUAAAUUUUUACCCGGCAAAGCUUGCGGAUAACCCUAAUUGUGGCCUGGAGUCGAAUACGUGGACAAUGGUCGAGGAUGACUUGAUGGAUAUAUUCAAUCCUGUUAUUGGUGAUAUUCUUAAGCUGAUCAAUGAACAAGUUGAGCGCGUCAAGGUGAAAAUGGGAGGAGAAGGGCCAAAGUAUAUUUUCUUGGUUGGCGGUUUUGGCAGCAAUCGAUAUUUGAUGAAACGAAUCAUGAACAAAUAUUCGAAUAUUGAGGUUUUACAGCCACCCGAUGCCUGGGCUGCAAUUGCCAAGGGCGCCGCGCUUUCUCGAAUGUCAAGCGAGGCAACUGUUACAAGUCUCUCCGCGACUCGCCAUUACGGUAUUGCAGUUUCGAGUAUGUAUGAUGAAAUUGAAGACCAGGGAAGACCCUUUAGGGAGGCUAUUACCGGCCGAAUUGUGACCACAAAAAUGUUGUGGUAUAUACACACAGGAGAUAAUCUUUUGAAGAGUGCCCGCAUUCCAUUCCCGGUACUUCGUCAUUUUACUCAACAUGAAUAUGAAACAAAAGAUUUUUGGUUAUUCAUCCCACUUUUUGAAUCUCAAGAGGAAACAGCGCCCCGAUAUCCCUCAGAAAACGAGGCCUUCCGUGUCAAUUGCGAGUUGAUGUGCAGCCUCUCCAAGAUGCCAAAACACCUAUUUAAGAAACAUAUUAACAAGCAUAAGCAAACCUACUAUUUAGUUGCAUUGAAUUUAAUCAUGACACUUGAAGGCGCGCUAAUGACAUUCUCCUUGGAAAUUGACGGUGUGUUGUAUGAUUGCGUUGAAGCCAAGUAUAGCGCAUAAACGCAAGAGUAUGUAUGUAGUAGCAGGAAGCAGCGAUUUACUGUUCAAAGUACCUAUAUAGCCAGCCU